CGAAUGGGCUGGAUCCGGCCCAUGCACAUAUGGGCUAUGAAUCCCUUCCAUUUAUAUAAAAUCCAGCCAUCCAGGGCACGCCACCGCUCGAAACCCUAGCACACUUUCUUCUUCCUCCGCCGCCGCCAACGCCACAGCAGCAGCAGAGGUGCGAGAUGGCCAAGUCGAAGAACCACACGGCGCACAACCAGUCGUACAAGGCGCACAGGAACGGCAUCAAGAAGCCCAAGCGCCAGCGCCAGACCUCCACCAAAGGGAUGGACCCAAAGUUCCUGAGGAACCAGAGGUACUCGAGGAAGCACAACAAGAAGGCUGGUGAGGCUGAGAUUCAGGAGUAAAGAUUUUCGAGUUCCUGGCGAUGGCUUUUCUCUAGGAUGUACUGUUUUGAACUUGAUGCUUCUGUAUGAUCAAAGGAUAUCUCUCUGUUAGUACUUAAAUUCUGUCAUGCUGUCAAGUUCGUUCUCUGCACCCAGCUAUAAACUGUUGGAUUAGAGAAGGCAUUUGCAGCUUUAUGAGAAUUGCUUUAUGUCUACGUAUGAUUAUGUGACGUCUUUGUCUGCAA
This is a messenger RNA of Brachypodium distachyon (stiff brome), 562 nucleotides long. RefSeq names its product 60S ribosomal protein L29-1. The transcript is spliced from 3 exons. Gene Ontology annotation, molecular function: structural constituent of ribosome. Gene Ontology annotation, biological process: cytoplasmic translation. The record is from RefSeq and is a predicted model, not a curated record. Bases 156 to 338 code for a protein of 60 amino acids. Lineage: Eukaryota; Viridiplantae; Streptophyta; Magnoliopsida; Poales; Poaceae. Gene Ontology annotation, cellular component: ribosome; cytosolic large ribosomal subunit.